Molecule: messenger RNA, 947 nt
Organism: Pterocles gutturalis (yellow-throated sandgrouse)
Lineage: Eukaryota; Metazoa; Chordata; Aves; Pterocliformes; Pteroclidae
Gene: SPATA18
Product: spermatogenesis associated 18
Exons: 7
Biological process (GO): mitochondrial protein catabolic process; mitophagy by internal vacuole formation
Cellular component (GO): mitochondrial outer membrane
Source: RefSeq, a predicted model, not a curated record
UCUGAAGACUUCCCGUGCCCAAGAGAAGGAUGCCCUGAGGAAGUUAGAUCGUCUGAAUGACUACGAGCAGCAGAUUGAAACGCUGCGGGAUGAGAUUUCUAUCCUGGAUGCCCAAAAAUCUGUUCUCCAGAGCAGGCUUGCACGGAGCUCCUCUCCUUCCCCAAGGCGCGGUGAGAGCAGGUCAUCUAGUCCACUUCCCCUGAGGAGCUGCUCACCUGGCCGAGCCAGACGUACAAAUGCUUCGCGUCGCACCUGCCUGGUAGCUCGCUUUGGUGACAUUUAUGCUCAAGAACGUGUGGAUGCAGAGACCAUUUUGAGGACGUACAUCAGUGACUUGGAGAUGGUCCAGAGGAUAAUAUACAUUGCAGCUGUGGAGUCUUUUCAUGCAGCAAAGAUGGCGUAUAGGCAGUUUAAAAUACGUGUAAGAGAGACCCUGUCUCUAGGUCACUCUGGGCCUGAGUCUCUUGAAGACGCUGUCCUGGACUACAUACUUCGUCAUGAGGAUCUGUAUGAUGUUCAAGCCAGUGUCAAUGAAGUAAUUCGCUCCAUGAACAUCAACCCAAAGAUUUCAUUUCCACCAGAAAUUGAUUUCAUUGUGAUCAGCAGUUUGAUUCGAGAGUUGUGCCGUGUGGCUUUUUCGAUGCAAACACUCAUUCCUCCUCUUGAUGUUGCUUUUGGUACUGAUGGAGAACUUUUCAGUGAGACCAAGUACCAUCGUAGUUUUGACUCUGAUUUCACAGCUGCCUUGGUGGCCUAUCAUGUAUGGCCUGCUCUGAUGGAAAAUAAUGUUGUAAUUGUGAAGGGAGAGGCAGUCACAAAAAGAGGAGCUCUGUGGUCUCACAGAAGCAGAAGUAGAGGCAGAAGCCGCAGCCGUAGCCCUAGUCCUCUUCUAUCUCGUCAUUUGUCUCGAGGCCAUAGUUCUUCACCACGGAGAAGCGGAAGCCCAA